Cataglyphis hispanica is the source of this 1666-nucleotide messenger RNA. It is a transcript of the gene ScsbetaG, whose product is annotated as succinate--CoA ligase [GDP-forming] subunit beta, mitochondrial. Gene Ontology annotation, biological process: succinyl-CoA metabolic process; tricarboxylic acid cycle. The coding region runs from base 192 to 1466 and encodes 424 amino acids. The transcript is spliced from 7 exons. The record is from RefSeq and is a predicted model, not a curated record. NCBI's taxonomy places the organism in Eukaryota, Metazoa, Arthropoda, Insecta, Hymenoptera, Formicidae. Gene Ontology annotation, cellular component: mitochondrion; succinate-CoA ligase complex. Gene Ontology annotation, molecular function: ATP binding; succinate-CoA ligase (GDP-forming) activity.
UUACAUUGUUUGUAUAUACCGCCAUAGACAGACACGUGUAUCUGCACAUGUCGAGGUAUCGAACAUGUGAUCACGAACGAUGGACGUAAAUUUGUCGAGUUUGUGAUAUAGCCGGUGAUUUAUCUUCUUAAAACUUUAUAGUGGCGAGAUAACAAUAUUGAGCGAUACAUAUAAUUGCGAAUAGGUUAAUCAUGCUGCGAAUUCUUAGCCGCUCAAUGCGCUCGACGCAUCUCCUGAAGAAAACGACGAAGGUCAUCUGCGUGUCAAAUGUGAGAAAUUUGAAUCUGUUGGAAUACCAGAGCAAAGAACUCCUGCGCGAUUCGGGCGUGUCAGUACAAAAUUUUGCCAUCGUUGACGACCUAACCAAGACGGAUUCUGCUUUGGAGAAACUACAUGCGGAUGAAUUUGUUAUUAAAGCUCAAGUCUUAGCAGGAGGUCGUGGUAAGGGUUGGUUCGAUAAUGGGUUCAAAGGUGGAGUGCAUCUCACUAAAGAUCGUAAUGCUGUUAUCAAUUACGUGAAGAAUAUGUUAGGUCAUCGUCUCAUUACUAAACAGACUUCAAAGGAUGGUAUAUUGGUGCAGAAGAUUAUGAUAGCCGAGUCAGUAGAGAUCGCACGAGAGACUUACGUUUGUAUUCUCAUGGAUCGUCAGCAUAAUGGUCCUGUGCUGAUAGCAUCUCCAGCAGGUGGAAUGGAUAUCGAAGCAGUUGCGGAGAAACAUCCUGAACAAAUAAAAACUGUUCCAUUGGAUAUUUAUCAUGGCAUUGAUGACAAAAUAGCAAAGGAUGUGUGCAUUUUUCUGGGAUUUUCUGAUCUAGAUAUUCUUAAUAAAGCCAUAUAUGAAUUGAAAAAUUUAUGGAAACUGUUUGUGGAUAUUGACGCUCUACAAAUUGAAAUCAAUCCGCUAGUGGAAACAGCAGAUAAGCAAGUGGUAGCAGUAGAUGCAAAAAUUGCAUUUGAUGAUAAUGCUCAGUUUAGGCAACAAAAUCUGUUUGCUUUAGAGGAUGUUAAUGAAAAAGAUCCUAGAGAGGUAGAUGCGUCACGAUAUAAUUUGAAUUAUAUUGGAAUGGAUGGCAACAUAGGAUGCCUAGUAAAUGGAGCUGGUUUAGCCAUGGCUACAAUGGAUAUUAUUAAAUUAAAUGGAGGAUCGCCAGCUAACUUUUUAGAUGUCGGCGGUAAUGUGAAGGAAGACCAGGUCUUUCAAGCAUUUAGAAUCCUCAAUGAAGAUCCAAAAGUCAAAGCAAUUCUCGUUAAUGUUUUUGGAGGUAUCGUGAAUUGCAUAACGAUAGCAAGAGGAAUUAUCUCAGCAUCACGAAACUUAGGACUUGAAAUACCGCUUAUUGUAAGACUAGAAGGAACUAAUGUGACAGAAGCUAGAAAAGUCUUGGCCGAAUCUGGAUUGUCCAUUCUCACAGCGAAUAAUUUAGAUGAAGCAGCGAGAAAAGCGGUAAUCUCUGUAAAUGCAUAAUUGUUUAAUAUGAUGAUACAUCGUCGCUUUAUACCUAUUUAAGACUGGAAAUCUGUGGUUUUAAUACAAGAGAACAAUAAUGUUAGGAAUAACUUGAAGUAUAUAAUAAGUAUAUAUAUGUAUAAUUUUUUCAUACAAGAAUAUCAUGUUUUGGGAUAUUUUUAUAACUUGAAUGUAAAUAUAUAUCUAAAUGCUGCCUA